GUGGCCAUCAAAAAAUUCACCCGGCCUUUUCAGGACCGCGAAUUUGCCCUGCGUACCCUACGGGAGAUGCGGAUCCUUCGGCACCUACGCGGUGGUCCCGAAAAUCACGUCGUUCAAUUCUUGGGUGCCUACACCCCAGACGCGUCGCUUGAUUUGCUUGAGCAAGUCUACGUCGUGAUUGAGGCGCUGGACUUUGACCUGCGCAAGAUCCUAAAUAGCCGUCGCCUCUCAGAGGAUCUGAUUCGGCACAUUAUGGUUCAGGUGGCCCAAGGCCUGGAGUACAUGCACUCUGCCAACGUGCUGCAUCGUGACCUCAAGCCAGAGAACAUUGCCUGCAACUCCGACACCUCCGUUCGGAUCAUCGACAUGGGGCUUUGCCGCACGCAGCGUCAGGCCAAGGACACCCCAUAUGUCCAGACUCGCUUCUAUCGAGCGCCAGAGAUUGUCUGCCUCUGCGAAUAUGAUCGACCUGCCGAUUGGUGGUCUUUUGGUGCGAUUCUAGCAGAAUGUAUG
This is a messenger RNA of Monosiga brevicollis MX1, 513 nucleotides long. RefSeq lists its product as uncharacterized. The annotation marks the transcript as partial. Lineage: Eukaryota; Choanoflagellata; Craspedida; Salpingoecidae. Gene Ontology annotation, biological process: protein phosphorylation; intracellular signal transduction. The record is from RefSeq and is a predicted model, not a curated record. The transcript has a single exon. Gene Ontology annotation, cellular component: nucleus; cytoplasm. Gene Ontology annotation, molecular function: ATP binding; protein serine/threonine kinase activity.